Sus scrofa (pig) is the source of this 3375-nucleotide messenger RNA. It is a transcript of the gene PPP1R13L, whose product is annotated as protein phosphatase 1 regulatory subunit 13 like. Lineage: Eukaryota; Metazoa; Chordata; Mammalia; Artiodactyla; Suidae. Gene Ontology annotation, biological process: positive regulation of cell differentiation; regulation of transcription by RNA polymerase II. The record is from RefSeq and is a predicted model, not a curated record. Gene Ontology annotation, molecular function: transcription factor binding.
GUCUGGACUCUAUCUACAUAACCUGGUGGCCCUCGGCCUUUGGACCUCCCCCUUCCCGCCUGUGAAAUGGACUUUGGGUGAAUCCAAAAAGGAACGUCCCCGUCUACGUCCUCCCCCUCUGGGACUACAAGUCCCAAGGUGCUCAAGGCGACUCCCUCUCCCCAUCCCCUCCGGGACCCGCCUCCCUCCCGUCGGAGUCACGUCGUCUAACCUGUUCCCGGCGCCUGCCCCGCCCCGUCCUCCGCUCCCCACAGCCGGAGCCGGAGCCGGAGGAAGCCCCCCAGUGCCAAGAUCUGCCCCGGAUCCGCGCCCCGCUCGGGCCGGCACCAUGGACAGCGAGGCGUUUCAGAACUCGGGGGAUCUUCUGGACCUGAACUUCCAGUCUCUGGCCAUGAAGCACAUGGACCUGAAGCAGAUGGAGCUGGACACGGCGGCGGCCAAGGUGGACGAACUGACCAAGCAAUUGGAGUCGCUGUGGUCAGACUCUCCGGCAGCCGCCCCUGGUGCGCAGGCGGGAGCGCCGGCUAGGCUGUCCCGGUACAGCUCCAGCCCGGUUCCCGAGCCGUUGGUCAGUCGCGGGUCCCCCCGGAAGGCGACUACUGACAGCGCAGACACUCCGUUCGGACGCUCUGAGAGCGCCCCGACUCUACUCCCCUACAGCCAGCUGUCGCCUAAGGGCCGGCCGUCGUCACCGCGCACCCCGCUCUACCUGCAGCCGGACGCCUACGGCAGCCUGGACCGUGCGCCCUCGCCCCGGCCCCGCGCCUUCGAUGGUGCAGGCAGCCCGCUCGGCCGUGCGCCCUCCCCGCGGCCCGUCCCGGGUCCCCUCCGACAGCAGGGUGCCCCCAUGCCCUUUGACUUCUUGGGCCGUGCCGUCCCCCGGGGCAGCCCCCUGGCGGAAGGGCCCCAGGCCUUCUUUCCAGAGCGCGGGCCGUCGCCGCGCCCCCCGACCACAGCCUACGACGCGCCGACGGCCUUUGGGAGCCCCCUGCUGGGCGCGAGCGGCAGCGCCUUCGCCCCGCCUCUGCGCGCUCAAGACGACCUAACGCUACGCCGGCGGCCCCCUAAAGCCUGGAACGAGUCUGACCUGGACGUGGCGUACGAGAAGAAGUCCUCGCAGACAGCGAGCUAUGAGCGCCUGGAUGUCUUCGGGCGGCCCGCUUCGCCAGGCCUGCAGCUGUUACCCUGGAGAGAGAGCAGCCUGGAUGGGCUGGGGGCCGCCGGCAAGGACAACCUCACCAGCGCCACUCUGCCCCGCAAUUACAAGGUCUCCCCUCUGGCCAACGACAGGCGCUCGGAUGUGGGCAGCUAUCGCCGAUCACUGGGCUCUGUGGGGCCAUCAGGCACUUUGCCCCGAAGCUGGCAGCCUGUCAGUCGCAUCCCCAUGCCUCCUUCCAGCCCCCAGCCCCGCAGUGCCCCUCGCCAGCGCCCCAUCCCCCUCAGCAUGAUAUUCAAGCUGCAGAAUGCCUUCUGGGAGCAUGGGGCCAGUAGGGGCACACUCCCCGGCUCCCCCAUCUUCUCCAGAGCUCCCCCACCUAAGCUUCCUCCCCAGCCCCAGGUGCCCCAGCCCCAGCCCCAACCACAACCACAGCCCCAGCUGCUUCCCCAGCCCCAGCCACAAGUACAACCUCAGUCUCAGCCCCAGCCUCAAGCCCCUGCCCCGGCCCCCCAGCCCCCACAACAGACUUGGCCCCCUGUGAGUGAAGGCCUCCCCAAACCUCCCGCUGAGCUAGAGCCUGAGCCAGAGCUGGAGGGGCUGCUGACACCAGUGCUAGAGGCUAGUGAUGCAGAUGAAGGCGCUGUCACUCGGCCCCUUAGUCCCACGCGGCUGCAGCCAGCACUGCCACCCGAGGCACAGUCAGUGCCUGAGCUGGAGGAAGUGGCGCGGGUGCUGGCAGAGAUUCCUCGGCCCCUCAAACGCAGAGGCUCCAUGGAGCAGAGCCCCGCUGUGGCCCUGCCUCCCACCCACAAGAAGCAGUACCAGCAGAUCAUCAGCCGCCUCUUCCAUCGACAUGGGGGACCUGGGGGGCCUGAGCCUGAGCUCUCCCCCAUCACUGAGGGAUCUGAGGCCAGGGCAGGGCCCCCUGCUCCUGCCCCACCAGCUCCUGUACCAGCCCCAGCUCCGCUCCAGAGCAGCCCACCAGAGCAGCCACAGAGCAUGGAGAUGCGCUCCGUGCUGCGGAAAGCCGGUUCCCCGCGCAAGGUCCGCCGCGCGCGCCUCAAUCCACUUGUGCUGCUGCUGGACGCUGCGCUGACCGGGGAGCUGGACGUGGUGCAGCAGGCGGUGAAGGAGAUGAACGACCCGAGCCAGCCCAACGAGGAGGGCAUCACCGCCCUGCACAACGCCAUCUGUGGCGCCAACUACCCUAUCGUGGACUUCCUGAUCGCGGCGGGUGCCAACGUCAACUCCCCCGACAGCCACGGCUGGACACCGUUGCACUGCGCGGCCUCGUGCAACGACACGGCCAUCUGCACGGCGCUGGUGCAGCACGGCGCCGCAAUCUUUGCCACCACGCUCAGUGACGGCGCCACUGCCAUCGAGAAGUGCGAUCCCUACCGCGAGGGCUACACCGACUGCGCCACUUACCUGGCAGACGUGGAGCAGAGCAUGGGGCUGCUGCACAACGGGGUGGUGUGCGCCCUCUGGGACUACAGCGCCGAGUUCGGGGACGAGCUGUCCUUCCGCGAGGGCGAGUCGGUCACCGUGUUGCGGAGGGACGGGCCAGAAGAGACGGACUGGUGGUGGGCCUCGCUUCACGGCCAGGAGGGCUACGUGCCCCGUAACUACUUUGGGCUCUUUCCCAGGGUGAAGCCUCAGAGGAAUAAAGUCUAGCUGGAGAGGACAUUUCCAAAGGACGGGGAGGAAGCAGCACUGCCUUCUCGCUGCACCUCCUCCUCCUCCCUUACUGCUGCAUCUCGCUCUGCCCCAGGCCCUUGCAGGGUGGGGUCCUUGCCAACAGCUCUCUGCUUCCCUGGAAGCCCUGGGGAGAAGGAGAAGCCCAGCCUUAAGUUUAGAAACCUGCCUUAGCUGUGGGAGGUCGAGGUGGGGCGGGGAAUCUUUGGGGGCCAGAGAGACCCCCCCCUCCAUCUGCCAAAUCAGAUCCCGUCCAAAGUGCCUCCUACUCUCACUGCCAACUUACCCCACCCCCAUCCUGCGCCCCCCAAAACAGACAACCUCCCAUCCCAGGGGACCCUGGGGUGGGUCACCUCCACCCCCAUCUCUACCAGCAGCGGUCAGGGCCCAGGUGAGGCAUAGCCACCUCUGCCAGCCUCCUUGCCCCACCUAGUCAGGUGACUUCACACAUCGCUGGUUUUAUAACCAAAUAGGGAAGUUUUUCUUUAUAAAUAAAGGUAGUUUGCACAGAAAUUGACUUC